Strongylocentrotus purpuratus (purple sea urchin) is the source of this 1655-nucleotide messenger RNA. Its product is annotated as proline-rich protein 11-like. The transcript is spliced from 9 exons. Gene Ontology annotation, cellular component: cytoplasm; nucleus. Lineage: Eukaryota; Metazoa; Echinodermata; Echinoidea; Camarodonta; Strongylocentrotidae. Bases 529 to 1365 code for a protein of 278 amino acids. The record is from RefSeq and is a predicted model, not a curated record.
ACAUAAUAUAAAGAAUUCUGAUUGGUUGAGCUCAAUGUAAACGUCAGUUUGAUCAGCUGGCAGCGGUAAAUACGGAAACAGAUGUGCCCUCCUAACUUUUAAGCCUUAAGAUGAAGCACCGCAGCAAUAAAGUGAACUUCUUGUCAUUUUCAUCUCGGCGUAAGAGAAGAGGCAAUCGGAGGAAAGUUAGGGAACUGUCCAAAAGUCUGUCAGACUCAACAAAUUCAGGACUCGUUGAGGAGAGUGGUGCUUCAUGUACUAUGGAGAUUGAUGUCUCUCAAAUGUUACUUGAUGAUGAUGGUGAUGGGGAUCAUGUCCAGGAGUUAGAUCAUUCAUCAUCAUCUGCUGGCAGUAUGAUUCCAUUCAUAGAUGCAAGCUCUUGGCUAGGAGCGGCUGGAGAACUGAGUCUAACCAAGCUGCCAUCUGCUCUGUAUCAUGUGUGUAAUUGGUGGAAAACCAAAGUGAACGAGAGCUUUGAGCUGGCGAAGGAUGUAGUGUUUCCAUCUCGUGUUUACCGGAGAGAGCUUUAUGCCACUCAGGAGCAGAUUAAUCUCCUACAAGAACAGCUUCAGAGAGUCAAACAAGAGAUGGAAUCUAAGAACUCUGCUACAAACAUUCCUGCAGUCACAAGUUGCUCCCAUUGUUGCUGUCCACUACACAGCUCUACAACCACCACACAUACUGUACUGGGUACAGUACAUCAACUUUUAUCAUUAUCACCAGGAUCCUCAGCUCCACCUACUCUACCACCACCACCACCACCACCACCACCAGCAGCACCACCGACACCACCACCACCAGCAGCUCUUAUGCCUCCCCCUCCUCCUCCCCCGCCGCCCCCCUCCUCCUCCAGCAGUUGCACCACCCAAAGACUGGAGACUAAAUUUACCAAAGAGGAAAAAAGGCCCCAACAGUGGCAAAAAGGAAUCCAAUACGAAUCCUGGGAUUUCUUUGGCUGAUAUCAAAGGAGUGAAACUAAAGAAAGUGGACAGGAAAAAUAAGAAGUCUGGCUCCUCUACAGCAGGUGGUGGUGGUCCUCUUGUAACAUUGUUAGAUCUUCAAGCUGUACAACUCAAGAAAUCCUUCAAGCAUCCAACUCAAUCCACUCAAAUCACAUCUCCCAUGAAUCUUAGGACAAGGCUAUCAUUAGAGGCAAUAGAGUUUAGGACCUCUCUGAAGAGGGUUGGCUUUCCCAGGAGUCCAGGAGGUACCCCGUUACGCACCAAGCCUGCUGAAAGUGGAGUGGGUCUUACUCCUAUCAUGACUAGGGCCCUCAAGAGGAAAUUUAGGAGUGUGACAACUCCUCAUCGAUCACCUUGUAGUAGCGAUACAUCACCUGCCACACCACCGGGGUUUAGAAUCUGAGGUCAAAGGUCACCCAUCCACCAUUCAGAAGAGAACACUUUACAUCUCUACACAACCAAAUAUUUCUCAUGUGACUAUUGAGCUUGUUUCUACAUGCUGAGUUCAUAGCAAAAAAUGAAUAAGGAGACAUCAAACCACCCAAGGGAGAUUUGGGUAUUUGAAGAAAAAAAAUUCUUCACAGUCAGUGGAAAAUGUCCUGUUUUGGUAAGCUUUCACUCGCUGUGCUGCAGGAUUUUUCAGACCUUUGUCAUAGCUGGCAAUGAUGAACUAUAGUGAUAGUGAUGAUGUUG